Trichoderma citrinoviride is the source of this 1962-nucleotide messenger RNA. RefSeq lists its product as hypothetical. The record is from RefSeq and is a predicted model, not a curated record. NCBI's taxonomy places the organism in Eukaryota, Fungi, Ascomycota, Sordariomycetes, Hypocreales, Hypocreaceae. Gene Ontology annotation, molecular function: exonuclease activity; nucleic acid binding. The transcript has a single exon. Bases 1 to 1962 code for a protein of 653 amino acids. Gene Ontology annotation, cellular component: nucleus.
AUGAGCCUCUCCCUCAAACACAUCCCCUGCCCGGCAGGCAACAGAUGCACCGCCUUCCAGUGCAUCUUUGGGCAUGAAAAAGACAAGGCCAAAGUCGACGACGACAGCAUUGCCGCGCCGGCAAGGGACGGGCGACUGUCGCAGCCAGAUGAGCCUCGCCCAAGCAAGCGAUUAAAGGUCGACGACGCAAGCCGUCCUCUUCCAUCGCAAACGCAGUCUGGUGUAGCCUCCGAGAAGCAAUCCGAGAAUCCAAAGAAACAAACUGUGACGCUGCAGAGCGCCACGCGGCCAAUUUCUCCGCCUCCGCUGAGGAGAAAGUCUACUGCUUCAGGCCCAACCGCAAACGCAAGCACGGCGUCUUCCCCAGCUAUAAAGAGCCAGCAGCAGACCGUGAAGCCCAGCGGUUCUUCUGCCCCCAAGACAGCUGCUGCACCGGCGAAGCCCAAGAAGGCCGAGUCGCUGAACCCUCGACUGCUCAAGAGCUCUCCAGCGAGCCAUGAGAUUCGACUGAAGCUCCUCAGGCUUGUCCACCAGGAAUUUAAGCGCCUCAACGACGAACUGAAAAAGACUGUCAAGGACCAAGAGCAGAAGCUUCUUUUAUCCGACCAGGACCUCAUUACUCGAGCCCUCGAUGAAGAGCAGGCAUGCGCCAUUGAAAAGCCGGCUGUGUACUCCAACGUGAUGAAGAACAAGGUCAUGCAAUAUAAGCGCAUGACCACGGCUCAGUGGAGAGAAAGCAGGACCAAAGAGACACGAGAAGCUCAACAGAAGCUUCGGAAGGACGACAUGUUCGACGGAGAGCCCAGAAAGAUUGAGACUGGCCUCACCCACGCCCAGGAAGUGCAGCUGUUGGGGCGAAUACUCACACCGCUCGACGACCUGGUUAACCAUGGCUAUGUCCCAGCCGUUCCCACUCCAGAGCAAAUCCAGUCGGCCCGGGAGGGUCUAGAAGCGGCAAAGGGAUGGGAGAAGUGCGACCGCUGCCAGCAACGGUUCCAGGUCUUCCCCGGGCGUAGGGAGGAGGACGGCGCCCUGACGACAGGAGGAGCAUGCAACUUCCACUGGGGCAAAACCUACGUCCCAGACAAGCUGCCCGGAGACAAAACAAGAGUGCCCAAACGAUACCAUUGCUGUGGCCAGGAGGUUGGCGAAUCGGCCGGGUGCUUCACUCACGACCACCACGUCUUUAAAGCGACCGAUGCGAAACGACUGGCUGUUGUUCUCAACUUUGCAGAGACGCCUGAGAAUCCCCUUGCGCCCAAGGACAGAGCAGUCUGCUUCGACUGCGAAAUGUGCUACACGGUUCACGGACUCGAACUGGUACGCCUGACCGCCACCUCAUGGCCUACGGGAGAGGACUUGCUGGACGUAUUGGUCCAGCCGAUUGGCGAGAUCCUGGAUCUCAACUCUCGCUUUUCUGGCGUCUGGCCCGAGGACCUUGCUUCGGCCGAGCCCUGGUCCCUCAACGACGAUCUCACGCCCUCUAAGGCAGGCGAAGAGGGGAGCGAAGACGGCGAGCUCAAGCCUAAGAAGAAGAAGCUCAAGAUCGUAUCCUCCCCCGAGGUCGCCCGCGACCUCCUCUUCUCGCUCAUCUCGCCGUCCACGCCCCUCAUCGGCCACGGCCUGGAGAACGACCUCAACGCCGUCCGCGUCGUGCACCCGACCGUCGUCGACUCCGUCCUGCUGUACCCGCACAAGAUGGGCCUGCCGUACCGCUUCGGCCUGAAGCGGCUGAUGAGCGUCCACAUGAACCGCAAGAUCCAGCAGGACACGGGGCCCAAGAUGCUGGGGCACGACUCGGGGGAGGAUGCCAGGGCCGCGGGGGAGCUGGUCCGGUUGAGGGUCAUGGAUGUGUGGAACGACAUGAAGAGGAAGGGCUGGCGGGUUGUGGACGGGGAGAUUACGCCUCCCGAGGGCGAGAAGGGGGGGUUGACGGAGGCGUUUAUCGAGAGUGGUCACUGA